Gongylonema pulchrum is the source of this 372-nucleotide messenger RNA. NCBI's taxonomy places the organism in Eukaryota, Metazoa, Nematoda, Chromadorea, Rhabditida, Gongylonematidae. The record is from the annotation of a GenBank genome assembly.
AUGAUAAUUUUGCAAAUUACUUAUAAUUCGCAGUAUUUUACAGAUCACUCUUACAAAUCGUUGAUGAUCCCAGUGGUAGAAAAACCGCCAUACGAAGUAACGGAGACCGGAUGGGGCGAGUUUGAAGUUCAGAUUCGGAUUUUUUUCGUCGACGUCAAUGAAAAACCGGUCACAGCUUUUCACUAUUUACGAUUAUUCCAACCUCAAGUUACGCUUCCCAAUGGUAAAACAAUGGUUGCUGCGGAAUAUUACGAUGAAAUUGUAUUUCAAGAACCAACGAUACCGAUGUAUAAAAUAUUGUCCAGUCAAGAAGGACGCAAGCUUGAGCCAAAACGGUUUCACACUGACUGUAAGCGGUUUUUUUUAAAGUAG